Molecule: messenger RNA, 1488 nt
Organism: Micropterus dolomieu (smallmouth bass)
Lineage: Eukaryota; Metazoa; Chordata; Actinopteri; Centrarchiformes; Centrarchidae
Gene: pfkfb1
Product: 6-phosphofructo-2-kinase/fructose-2,6-biphosphatase 1
Exons: 15
Coding region: 1-1488 (495 amino acids)
Biological process (GO): fructose metabolic process; fructose 2,6-bisphosphate metabolic process
Cellular component (GO): cytosol; 6-phosphofructo-2-kinase/fructose-2,6-biphosphatase complex
Molecular function (GO): fructose-2,6-bisphosphate 2-phosphatase activity; 6-phosphofructo-2-kinase activity; ATP binding
Source: RefSeq, a predicted model, not a curated record
AUGGAGCCUGCUCAGCUGGAAUAUAUGAGGCUACGCAAGUCAGACAGCGCAGGCUUCAUGGCUCUCACUAUUAACACGUCCACAGAGCAGAAAAAACUCACACAGACUCCUCUGCUCAAGAUCUGGGUGCCAUGGAUGGGCUGCAACUUGAACCGCAGGAGAGGAUCCUCUGUGCCUCAGUUCUGUAACUCUCCUACAAUGAUUGUGAUGGUGGGAUUGCCAGCCAGAGGGAAGACGUUCAUCUCCAAGAAGCUCACUCGCUACCUGAAUUGGAUCGGAGUGCCGACAAAAAUGUUUAACGUGGGCCAGUACCGCAGGGAGGCUGUCAAGAUCUAUAAGAACUUUGAGUUCUUUAAACCGGAUAAUGAAGAGGCCAUGAGGAUCCGCAAGGCCUGUGCAGCAGCCGCCCUCAAAGACGUAGCUGCCUACUUCACAAAAGAACAGGGACAAGUAGCUGUAUUUGAUGCUACCAACACCACCAAGGAGAGGAGGGCAAUCAUUAUUAAUUUUGCGAAGGAGAGGGGCUACAAAGUGUUCUUUGUUGAAUCAAUCUGUGAUGACCCAGGAAUCAUUGCAGAGAAUAUUAAGCAAGUAAAAUUUGGUAGCCCAGAUUAUGUGGAUCGUGACAUAGAUGAGGCCAUGGAAGACUUCCUGCAGCGCAUUGAGUGUUACAAGGCUAGCUACAUGCCUAUAGACGAUGACAAGGACAGGCAACUCUCCUACAUCAAGAUCUUCGAUGUGGGCAGUAGAUACCUUGUGAACCGGGUCCAGGACCACAUUCAAAGCAGGAUAGUCUACUAUCUGAUGAACAUCCAUGUUACACCGAGAUCAAUCUAUCUGAGCCGCCAUGGAGAGAGCGAACUCAACCUUUUAGGUCGCAUUGGUGGAGAUUCAGGCCUCUCCCUUAGAGGACAGAAGUAUGCCAAUGCCUUGGCGGCCUUCAUCAAAGGUCAGAAUAUCAGUGACCUGAAGGUGUGGACGAGCCACAUGAAGAGGACCAUCCAGACUGCAGAAGCUGUGGGAGUCCAGUAUGAACAGUGGAAGGCCCUCAACGAGAUAGACGCUGGCGUAUGUGAGGAGCUAACCUAUGAGGAGAUUCAGGAGAAUUUCCCAGAAGAAUUUGCACUGAGGGAUCAGGACAAGUAUCGUUAUCGUUACCCCAAGGGUGAGUCCUAUGAGGACCUUGUCCAUCGCCUAGAGCCCGUGAUCAUGGAGCUGGAAAGGCAGGAAAAUGUUCUGGUAGUCUGCCACCAAGCUGUAAUGCGCUGCCUGCUGGCCUACUUUCUAGACAAACCUGCAGAUGAGUUGCCUUAUCUUAGAUGCCCCCUCCACACAGUGCUCAAACUCACACCAAUAGCCUAUGGGUGUAAAGUUGAGCCAUUUUUCCUCAAUAUCGAAGCAGUCAACACCCACAGAGAGAGGCCAGUGAACGUCGACAUCAACAGAAACCCAGAGGAUGCUCUGCUGACUGUUCCUGAACACAUAUAA